This is a messenger RNA of Rubroshorea leprosula, 1304 nucleotides long. The record is from the annotation of a GenBank genome assembly. NCBI's taxonomy places the organism in Eukaryota, Viridiplantae, Streptophyta, Magnoliopsida, Malvales, Dipterocarpaceae.
UCGUUACCAGAAAAAGAGAAAACCACGAGCAUCAACUGAAUCCCACGAGAAUCUACUAAAAUGAGCAGUCCAGGGACACUCAAGAUCUCCAGCUUCGAAUUGGACCUGGAUCGACCUAACAUCGAGGAUUACCUCCCCUCCGGAUCCUCCAUUCAAGAACCUCGCGGCAAGCUUCGCCUGCGUGAUUUGCUGGAUAUUUCUCUGACGUUAACUGAGGCUGCUGGUGCCAUUGUCGAUGAUUCAUUCACUAGAUGUUUUAAGUCGAAUCCUCCAGAACCAUGGAAUUGGAAUGUAUACUUGUUUCCCCUGUGGUGUUGCGGUGUGGUAAUUCGAUAUUUCAUUUUAUUCCCUGUGAGGUUAGCCUUUUUCCUUUCCAGAGGUCUGUGAUUUGAUGCAUGGCAGCUUUGCACGCUUGCUCUUGUUGUUUGAUGCCAUUCUUAGACUUCUGAAUUCUAACAAAUAGAAUUUUAAAGAAAUGAAUCUAAUCUUUGGCUUUCAUAUCUUUUAAGAAAGAUCAUCACCUAUAAACUUGUUUCGUUAUCCUUUGAUUAUAUUUGGUAACAAUACUUCACUAAUAUAAUACGUUUACUUUAGACUAUAGAGUAUAGAUAUCACAUUCACUUAAAUGAUGUUUCAAGGAUUUUUUCUUUUAAGUUGAAAUUUGGAAUGCUAAAAAGAGAUUCAGAAAUACCUUAUGGACCCCUGAUAUACUUCAUCCAGGCGGUGAUCGUUUGUUUCCAUUAGAAAAAACUGGUGACAGUUUUGUGUUGAAGUGACUACUUUUUGUUGAAAUACUUGCUUCUGAGGUUCUAUGGUUUUGUUAUUGCUGCAGAGUUGUAGUGUUAACAACAGGAUGGAUUAUAUUUCUAUCAUCCUUCAUUCCAGUGCACUUUCUCUUGAAAGGACAUGAUAAAUUGCGGCAAAAGUUCGAGAGGGUUUUGGUGGAGCUAAUUUGCAGCUUCUUUGUUGCAUCCUGGACUGGAGUUGUUAAAUAUCAUGGUCCACGACCUAGUUUGCGGCCUAAGCAGGUUCAUCUUACUGUAGUUUCUACAAUUUAGAAGUUUGCUAAACUUCCUUUGUCUGUAUUACUUCAAUCCAAGUAGAAGGCUGAGUGAAUUUCUGAAAAUUGGAACUCAGAUGAUCUAACUGUGUAUCUCUGAAUUUGCCUUUCAUGAAUUGAACAGGUUUUUGUUGCCAAUCAUACUUCCAUGAUUGACUUCAUCAUCUUAGAACAGAUGACAGCAUUUGCUGUCAUCAUGCAGAAGCAUCCUGGGUGGGUUGGUGAGUAUUAGUUUUGGCAUGCA